Molecule: messenger RNA, 948 nt
Organism: Heterocephalus glaber (naked mole-rat)
Lineage: Eukaryota; Metazoa; Chordata; Mammalia; Rodentia; Bathyergidae
Product: olfactory receptor 51L1
Biological process (GO): G protein-coupled receptor signaling pathway
Cellular component (GO): plasma membrane
Molecular function (GO): G protein-coupled receptor activity; olfactory receptor activity
Source: RefSeq, a predicted model, not a curated record
AUGGUGAUCUGGAAUAGCAGUGAUACUAUGGAGCCCACAUUUAUCUUAAAAGGUUUUCCUGGUCUGGAGUAUGUUCAUUCCUGGCUCUCCAUCCCACUCUUUCUUGCAUAUUUGGUGGCAAUUACUGGUAAUAUUACCAUCCUUUCUGUUAUUUGGAUAGAGUCAUCACUCCAUCAGCCCAUGUAUUACUUCCUUUCCAUCUUGGCACUUACCGACCUGGGCAUGUCCAUGUCCACAGUUCCCACAAUGCUUGCUGUGCUGUGGUUUGAUGUCCGGGAAAUCCAGGCAAGUGCUUGUUAUGCUCAGCUCUUCUUCAUCCACACAUUCACAUUUCUGGAGUCCUCGGUGCUGCUAGCCAUGGCCUUUGACCGUUUUGUUGCUAUAUGUCACCCACUACACUAUUCUACCAUCCUCACCAACAGUGUAAUUGGGAAAAUUGGUUUGGCCUGCUUGCUCCGAAGCAUGGGAGUUGUACUGCCCACACCCUUGCUCCUGAGACGUUAUCACUACUGCCAUGUCAAUGCCCUCUCCCAUGCCUUCUGCUUACACCAAGAUGUUCUGAAAUUAUCCUGUUCAAAUGCCAAGAUCAACAGCAUUUAUGGGCUGUGUGUAGUUAUUGUCACUCUAGGUGUGGAUUCAGUCUUCAUACUUCUUUCCUAUGCUCUGAUUCUGAAUGCUGUGCUUGGUAUUGCCUCUCAUGAAGAGCAGCUAAAAGCACUCAACACAUGUGUAUCCCAUAUCUGUGUGGUGCUCAUCUUUUUUGUGCCAGUUAUUGGGGUGUCAAUGGUCCAUCGCUUUGGGAAACAUCCAUCUCCCAUAGUUCAUGUCCUCAUGGCUGACGUCUACCUGCUUCUCCCCCCAGUUCUUAACCCUGUUGUCUAUAGUGUUAGGACUAAGCAGAUUCGUCUAGGAAUUUUCCGCAAGUUUCAAUUAGGGAGGAGGUUUUAA